GGGGAACUGUCACAGUUGGGACAUCUGAGAUGGCUAACAAUAUCCACCCAGCUCAGAAGUGAAUGUGAAUUUAGACCGAGCGAGAAGUCAGGUGAACACAUCAAAGGUGAACAGAACGUUUAAAAGAAGGGGGUUAGCAAAGAGAGGGACUCAGUUCAGGGCGAGAGGGGUUUUAUGAAGAUCAGGAGGCGGUGAUGGCGAGUGAAGGAACAUUAAAUGAGAGUUCGGAGGAGCACGGGGGAGACAGCUCGCUACUGUCUGAUUACACUGAGGCUGAGACUCUGGUAGACCCAGGGGGUUCAGUGUUGGAGCAGCUAGGUUUGGACUCCAACUCGGAUUUCUCGGAUUCAGGAGUGCAGCAGCGUCUGGAGGAACAGCGCGAGAGAAUCCGCAAAGAGAUCCGCAAGGAACUGAAGAUCAAAGAGGGGGCGGAGAACCUGCGACGGGCCACCACCGACAAACGCAACGCCCAUCAGGUGGACAGCCAGCUUCGCUCCUCCAAGCGCAGACUGGACGCUUUGCAUACCCAGCUUCAGGAGCUGGAUGCACACAUCAUGGUGAAGGGCACAGACGACUGCAAGGAUGAUGGCUGCUCCUCAGCCAAUCAGGAGAGGAUCAUGGCUUUGGAGCGUCAGCUCAACAUUGAACUGAAGGUCAAACAGGGAGCAGAAAACAUGAUCCCCAUUUAUGCCAACGGAGCUGCCAAGGACAAAAAGCUGCUGCAGGCGACACAGAAAAUGCUGCAGGACAGCAAGACCAAGAUCGACAUAAUCCGUAUGCAGAUCCACAAAGCCAAACAGGCUACAGAGCAAACAGGAGACACAACGGGGAAGCCGGACACGUGCGGUGUGGAGCUGAGGAUCGAGGAGCUGUGGCAUCACUACCGUGUAGAGCACGCCAUGGCAGAGGGAGCCAAGAACAUGCUGAGACUGCUGGGAGCCGCAAAGGCUCAUGACAAGAAGGCCAUCAGUGAGGCUCAGGGCCGGCUUACAGAAGCAUCUCAGAGGUUAGAUUUGCUGAAGGAGUCUUUAGAGAAGCGGUUGCAGGAAUUGCCCGAGGAUCAUCCUAAAGCGUGUUUAAUUAAAGAGGAGCUCAUUUUGGCCUCCUCUUCAGCUUUUAGCAGCCAACAAGGUGCACCUUAUGUACACAACCAGUACAGCACGCUCAGUAAACCGUCUCCACUUACAGGCUCUCUCCAGGUGCGCUUGUUGGGAUGUAUGGGCGUGUUGGAGGUGGUACCCGGCCGCAGCAGGAACUCGCUGGGGGUGUUGCCAAGUUUCAACCCUGGAGACGGACGGUCAUUUAAAUUUAGCAGCCUCAGCCUUAAAACUCCCAGCAAGAUGGAUGAGCUUUCCUCUGAGGUGAGUGCUGUGUUAAAGCUGGAGAACACUGUGGUUGGCCAGACGAGCUGGAGGACGAUAGGAGACCAGGCCUGGGACCAAAGCUUUACAGUCGAACUGGAGAGGUCCAGGGAGAUGGAGAUUGCAGUGUACUGGAGGGAUUAUCGCUCUCUCUGUGCUCUCAAGUAUCUCAAACUGGAGGAUUUUCUGGAUAACCAGAGACACAGAAUACACCUGGAGCUGGAACCAGAGGGUAUACUGCUGGCUGAGAUUACGUUUUUUAAUCCUGUAAUAGAAAGAGGUCCCAGGCUUCAGCGCCAAAAGAAGGUCUUCUCCAAACAGCAGGGUAAAGCGUUUUUGAGGGCUAAGCAGAUGAACGUGGAUAUUGCCACCUGGGUCCGUUUGCUGAAGAAUGCCAUCCCGACCAGCAGCUUCUCACACAACUCUCACACACAUAACACAGGAUUGAGCUCAGAAGACAAGAUAAAUAUGGACUGUGCUUCUCCACGAUCAGACAGCCAAAGGAAAGAGGCAGAGAUGAUGGUAGAAGCGGUCUCUCCCCCUGAUUUAGCUCCAGAGCAGCCUGCCAAGCUCAACUCCCACAAUUCCCAGUGCAGGCAGAGCAAGGGUCCACUUUGUUUACAGGAUUUUCGACUCGUUGCUGUGCUGGGCCGAGGACAUUUUGGCAAGGUCUUAUUGUCUGAGCACUCAGGAAAUCAGUACGCCAUCAAAGCUCUGAAAAAGGGAGACAUCAUCGCCCGGGAUGAAGUGGAAAGUCUGAUGUGUGAGAAGCGGAUCUUUGAGGUGGUGACGGACUCUCAUCACCCGUUCCUAGUCAAUCUGUUUGCGUGUUUCCAGACCCCAGAACAUGUGUGCUUUGUCAUGGAGUACACAGCUGGAGGAGACCUGAUGAUGCACAUCCAUGCUGAUGUCUUCUCUGAACCACGUUCCAUGUUCUAUUCUGCAUGUGUGGUUUUGGGCCUACAGUUCCUUCAUGAUAAUAAGAUCGUGUACAGGGAUCUGAAGCUGGAUAACUUGCUGCUGGACACUGAAGGUUAUGUAAAGAUUGCUGAUUUUGGUCUCUGCAAAGAGGGUAUGGGUUAUGAGGACAGGACCAGUACAUUCUGUGGUACUCCAGAGUUUUUGGCGCCAGAAGUUCUGACCGAUACAUCCUACACUCGAGCAGUGGAUUGGUGGGGACUUGGAGUUCUCAUCUAUGAGAUGCUUGUGGGAGAGUCUCCAUUUCCAGGUGACGAUGAGGAGGAGGUAUUUGACAGCAUUGUGAAUGAUGAAGUGCGUUACCCGCGAUUCCUUUCUUCUGAAGCCAUCGGCCUGAUGAGACGGUUGCUAAGAAGGAACCCAGAAAGGAGGUUGGGCUCCAGCUGUCAGGAUGCAGAAGAAGUGAAGAAGCAGCCUUUCUUUAGGAAUAUGGACUGGGAGGCUCUGUUGAAGAAGAAAGUCGUUCCUCCCUUCGUGCCCUCUUUGGGGAACAAAGAAGAUGUGAGUAACUUCGAUGCGGAGUUCACUACAGAGGCACCCACUCUGACCCCUCCUCGAGAGCGAAGGAACCUCUCCCACAAAGACCAGGACUAUUUCAAAGACUUCGACUAUGUGUCAGACCUCUGCUAGAGACUAGACCACCAGAAGAGACAAGGGCUCAAGAAACCUGGACCAUAUACAGACCAUAUACUGUGAGCUGGAGAUUUAGGCUGUGUUCUCUCUGUCUUCUCUGUGGAAGGUUGCAGAAGCAGGAACGUCUGUGUUACUGACAGUCUUAGAUGGUCACGUUUAUCCUCAGGUUCAGCACCAUGGAAUUCAAACACAUCAUGGUUGAGGAGAGAAGAGAGCACAUGGGAGGUAUUUAAAGAUCUCAGUGCAUUAUGGAACAUAAAUCUCAACAGGAA
This is a messenger RNA of Trichomycterus rosablanca, 3244 nucleotides long. RefSeq names its product protein kinase N1b (gene pkn1b). Gene Ontology annotation, biological process: protein phosphorylation; signal transduction. The record is from RefSeq and is a predicted model, not a curated record. The transcript is spliced from 23 exons. The coding region runs from base 195 to 2969 and encodes 924 amino acids. Gene Ontology annotation, cellular component: nucleus; cytoplasm. Lineage: Eukaryota; Metazoa; Chordata; Actinopteri; Siluriformes; Trichomycteridae. Gene Ontology annotation, molecular function: ATP binding; small GTPase binding; protein serine/threonine kinase activity.